UUAAAAAAAAACUCUCAGUAGAAGAUGGAAGUCUUUCUGUAUAAUUCUACUGUUUGUAGAUUAUGUGGAGAAGAAAAUGAUAAUGGAACAUUAUUAUAUUCUAGUGAAGAAAAUAGCCAGAACUUAAGUGAAAUCAUUAAUACCUAUUUACCAAUCAAGGUAUCAGACGACGGACAAUUACCACGGACCAUUUGUCCAGGAUGUACUAUUCAGAUAGAAGCUACUGUAGAAUUUAUAACCUUGAUAAUAAAUGGACAGAAAAUAAUAAGAGAGCUGCAUCAGCGGGAAAAGGAAUAUAAGAAGUCAUUGUUCAAUAAUGCAGUGGCAAGUGAGCCUGAGAUUAUCACCGAGAACAUUGUUUAUGAGAUCAACACCAGCGAUGGCGUCUACCAAGUGGAGCACCCGAUCGCCCUCCAAGUGGCAGGCUUGGAGAAACCCAAACGCAAGCGAGGCCGGCCUCCGAAGAAGCCCAAGUCUCCUGAGGAGUUGGCGCAGGAGGCCACCGCUAGGCAGCAGGUUGAGGAGGCCAAGGUUAGCCAGAAAGAGGAGGAGUUGCAGGGGAAACGGAGGAGGAAGACUCCAACUAGAUUCAAAGAAGCUGUUCAGGGCAAAGAGCUAGAAAGGAUAUUCAAAGAGGAGGGAGUGACAGACGGAGACGAAAGUGAUACAGAAGCUAAACCUGACGCAGACAAGCCGCCCGUGUCCAAGGAACCCGAGGUCAUAGGGCAUAUGGAGGCCUCUGGAGAACUCGUGGUCGUUGUUAAGGGCAAAGGCCGGGGGAGGCCGAAAGGUCGCAUGCGUCCGACGCGCGAGCAGUGCGCCAUCUGCGGCAUGGAGUUCUCGUGCGUCGGCCGCUACAUGUCGCACGUGGCCGCGCACGGGCCCGUGCAGUACCGCUGCGGCUGCGGCCAGACCUUCCCCACCAGACUCAUGUUCACCACGCACCAGAGGACCGCCGCACACGAGGGACAGACGGUCAUCCCGUGCGACACGCAGAAUCCAGAGCACCCUCAAACGUCUCCAAUAAAGACUGAGCAUCCCCCAGAGCCCUCCGAAGAACUGCCCUCAGUAGAGAAACUCGUCAGCAAUGUACAGGACACCACGCUGCCGGCCGCCGUGCCGGACGCCGACACGACGGAAAACGUGGAGAAACCGGACGAGAAACCGGAAGUGGCACCAGAAGCGACGCCGCCAGAGACCGAGGUGGAAGCGGACACGAUCGUGCUCGGCCCGUCCGGCAAGCCCAAGCUCAAGUGUCCGCAGUGCGACAAGAUGUUCAGCAACAAGCAGAGCCGCUCGCUACACAUCAAGGCGGUGCACGAAGGCGCGAAGCCGUACGUGUGCGUAGAGUGCGGAGCAACCUUCGCGUAUCCUCGCUCGCUCGCCCUACACGCACAUUCUCAUCGGAGGGCUCAGCCCACUAAAGGCUUCGCCUGCGAUCUGUGUGGGAAGGUGCUGAACCAUCCGUCAUCCGUGGUAUACCACAAGGAAGCCGAGCACACGGGCCAGCGCUACGUGUGCGGCAAAUGCGGCAAACUGUUCAAACACAAGCAGUUGUUACAGCGGCACCAGCUGGUGCACUCCCAGGCGCGGCCUUACAGCUGCAAGAUCUGUAGCACGUCGUUCAAGACGAAGGCGAAUCUUCUAAACCACGCGUUACUCCAUUCUGGCGUUAAACGGUUCGCGUGUGAGCUGUGCAAGCACCGCUUCGCGCACAAGACCAGCCUCACGCUACACAUGAGGUGGCAUUCAGGCCUAAAACCAUACACCUGUAAAACAUGCGGCAAGAGCUUCAGUCAAAAAGGCAACCUGUCCGAGCACGAACGUAUCCACACGGGCGAGAAACCAUACCAGUGCGCUCAAUGUCCGCGGCGGUUUACUACGUCCUCGCAGCACCGGCUGCACGCGCGUCGCCACCAGGCCGACACCGAGCGGCCGCACGUCUGCAACCACUGCGGGAAGCGGUUCGUGUGCCGCUCGUCGUGGCUGGCGCACAUGAGACGUGAGACCCGCGCGGCGGGCGGGGCGGGCGGGGCGGGCGCGGCGCGGCACCGGUGCGCGGUGUGCGCGCGCGGCUUCGCGGAGCGCGGCGCGCUGCUCAAGCACCAGCGCCGACACACCGGCGAGCGGCCCUUCCGCUGCCCGCUCUGCCCGAGGGCCUUCGCCGACUGCUCCAACCUCAACAAGCACAAGAAGCAAGUGCACAAGCAAGUCAGCCUGCUGGUCGACAAGAACCUCCCGGUGCCGGCCGCGGCCGCCCCCGCCAGCCCGCAGGACGAGCGUGUUAUAUACGUGGCCUACGACGUCGACUCCGGCCCCACCGCCUUCCACAUCGUCGAGUCCGACCAGAUGACGACAAUAGAAAACGACACAGUGCUGAAAGACACCCUGUACUCCGGCUCCUCGCUCCUGCGGCGGCCGGAGCUGCCCGAGCCGGAGCCCGUGGAACAGAUGGAACAGGUGGAACACGUCCUGGAGGAGAUGGAACCUGUGGUGCUGGAGGAGAGCGAACAUAUGCCGGUGUGUUGGCUGAAAGACACCCUGUACUCGGGCUCCUCGCUCCUGCGGCGGCCGGAGCUGCCCGAGCCGGAGCCGGUGGAACAGAUGGAACAGGUGGAACAGGUCCUGGAGGAGAUGGAACCUGUGGUGCUGGAGGAGAGCGAACAUAUGCCGGUCACGGACGAACAAGGAAACCCGCUGCACUUCACAAUGCAGGACGGCACGCGGCUCGCCAUCACUUCCGCCGACGGGAAGUCGCUGCAGGUUAUCACUCAAGAUGGCCAGACGAUACCAGUUGAAAUCAACGGAUUCGCAGAUGAAGAGGAAAUAGAAAACCCGGACACGAUAGUACACCAACUCAACCUGCAGAAGACAGUCGACACCGACGGCGCCUCCCACGUCGCACACUACUUCACCAUCGUCUAAACU
Messenger RNA from Cydia splendana, 2928 nucleotides. Its product is annotated as zinc finger and SCAN domain-containing protein 2-like. Gene Ontology annotation, biological process: regulation of transcription by RNA polymerase II. The record is from RefSeq and is a predicted model, not a curated record. Gene Ontology annotation, cellular component: nucleus; nucleoplasm. NCBI's taxonomy places the organism in Eukaryota, Metazoa, Arthropoda, Insecta, Lepidoptera, Tortricidae. Gene Ontology annotation, molecular function: zinc ion binding; DNA-binding transcription repressor activity, RNA polymerase II-specific; RNA polymerase II cis-regulatory region sequence-specific DNA binding.